GGACCUCGCCGGCUUCUUCUUCCUUCUGGCUUUAAGUACCUGAUCGUCUUCUUCUCCCACCAACUGUCUCAAGCGUUGCACCAAGUAAAGGCAUCCUCGUUCAGCUUUCUCGUCUGUUUAGUUCUUGUGGUUUUGGUUGGUGUUGAUGGAGGGAGUAGAGAUACCGCCUUACUUCCUUUGCCCUAUAUCUCUGCAACUGAUGAAGGACCCGGUGACGCUGUCGACGGGGAUCACCUACGACCGCGAAAGCAUCGAGCGGUGGAUCUUUUCCGGAGGGCACAAUACGUGUCCGGUCACCAAGCGGGCCUUGCCGGACUGCGAGGUCACUCCGAACCACACUCUCCGGCGGUUGAUCCAAGCUUGGUGCACCGUUAACGCGUCGAGCGGCGUGGAGCGGGUUCCCACCCCGAAGGCCCCCGUCGAGCAGGGCCAGAUCGUGAAGCUCCUCGAUGAGGCGAAGCUGCCGCAGUCCCAGCUCAGGUCGCUGGCCAGGCUGCGGGCGAUCGUAUCCGAGAGCGAGCGGAACAAGCGGUGCGUCGAGGCGACUGCCGGUGUCGUGGACUUCCUGGCAUCCGUCAUAGCGAACGACGGAUAUAGCUCGAACGAAGAGGUCGAUGAUGGAUUGGAGUCCACAGGUGCCUGCGACGAGGCACUCAACAUUCUCCACUCGCUUACGAUCUCCGAAGGUGGUCUCCUCGACCUCGUGACGAGACAUGCCGGCAUGAUCGAGUCACUGACGACGAUACUGAGACGAUCGAGUUACCAGUCACGAGCCUACGCGACGCUGUUGCUGAGAUCGAUGCUUGGAGUGCUCACGCAGGAGAAGCUGAUCAAUCUCGGUGAGGAGCUAUUCCAAGAGAUAGUGAACGUCAUACACGACCGGAUCUCGAACCAGGAGACGAGGGCGGCAUUGCAUGCCCUCAUCGAGGCGUGCCCAUGUGCGAGGAACCGAAUCAAGGCGGUAAAUGCCGGCGCCGUGCACGUCCUGAUCGAGCUGCUGCUCGAAGAAGACGACAGGAGGAUUUGCGAGUUGGCGCUGGUGGCGAUGGACCGGCUCUGCGGGUGCGCCGAGGGGAGGGCGGAGCUCGUGGGGCACGCGGCCGGCAUCACGGUGGUGUCGAAGAAGAUACUGCGGGUGUCGGAGAUGGCGAGCGAGAGGGCGGUCAGGAUACUGCACUCGGUGGCGCGGCACUCGGCUACUCCUCGAUUGCUGCAGGAGAUGAUGCAGAUGGGAGUGGUGUCCAAACUGUGCCUGGUGCUCCAAGUGGAUUGCAAAGCUAAGACCAAGGAGAAAGCGAAGGAGAUCCUCAGUAUGCAUUCGAGGGUGUGGAGGAGCUCCCCUUGUCUUUCCCCACAGUUCCAGGUUUCAUAUCCUUCUUCGUGACAGUCAAAUUGAAGACAGUCAAAUUUGUAGAUUCAAUCUCACAGUAUCAAAGAACACAUAUACGAUAAUAGUUCAGCAAUAAGUUGAUUGUUUGUUUUUUAUCAGCAAAAACAUCAUUUUUACCUCA
Musa acuminata subsp. malaccensis (wild Malaysian banana) is the source of this 1511-nucleotide messenger RNA. Its product is annotated as E3 ubiquitin-protein ligase PUB23-like. Lineage: Eukaryota; Viridiplantae; Streptophyta; Magnoliopsida; Zingiberales; Musaceae. Gene Ontology annotation, molecular function: ubiquitin protein ligase activity. Gene Ontology annotation, biological process: protein ubiquitination. The record is from RefSeq and is a predicted model, not a curated record.